Closterium sp. Naga37s-1 is the source of this 2265-nucleotide messenger RNA. NCBI's taxonomy places the organism in Eukaryota, Viridiplantae, Streptophyta, Zygnematophyceae, Desmidiales, Closteriaceae. The record is from the annotation of a GenBank genome assembly.
AUGGGUCAUCUGCGGAAUGGUGAUGGUGAGGGUGUUGAGUUGAGUACGGGGAAAGAGAGAGGUUUGGAGAGUGGGGAGGAUUUGGAGAGCAAGGAGGAGAGUGAGGAGCUUGAAAUGAGUGGUGAUGCGGGGGAAGAGAACGCGGAGAAAGAUGAGGAGGCGGAGGAAGAAGGAGAAGAAGAUGAGGCUGGGGAAGAGGACGAGGAAGAUACUAUCGAGUCUGUCUUUAAAGAGAUUCAUGCGUGGGAGGGAGAAGGGAGUUCUGAACGGGACGGAGAGAGGCACAUUGAGGGUGAGAGGCACAGGGCGAGAGAGAGCAGGGGCGGGGUUUUUGAGAAUUCUCAAAAACCAGGGAGUGCUGAAAGGGACGGAGAGAGGGAUAUUGAGGGUGAUAGGUACAGGGCGAGAGAGAGCACGGGCAAGGGGGAGAGCGGGAGCAGAGAGGAGAGGAGUCGCAGGUGGAAAGAGGCGAUCAGCGAAAUGAGAGGCGAGUGGGACGUGAAGGAAGCGAGGGGAGUGAGGGGAGAGAGGAGAGGAGUGAGUGGAGUUCCCAAGGGGGUGAGAAGAGGCGGGAGGACGGGGAGACGACGGCUGGUGGACGGAUGGAUGGCAGGGCUGCCGGAGAAUACCGAGAGAACAGCGAUUGAGAAGACAAGCAGGAGAGGUAGAACGAGAAGGAGGAGGAGGCUGGUGGAUGGGUGGGUGGCUGGACCGCAAGAGAAGGGAGAGUCAGCGUUUCGGUGGCGGAACGAGGUGGGAGAUGAAGAGGAGAUGCUGACUCAGCACCACGACAGCUACCAAUGGCAGUGGCCCGUGGCACGGUUGGGCGACAGCUGGCGCGGCAUGUUCAUGCGGGAAGCCCGAUAUGACAUUGCGAACACCCCUUCAUGCAAGGGCAUUCUCCCCCCGCCAGCCUACACCAACCUGCCCAUCCUCGGCCGCGACGCCAACGAGACAGAGCUGAAAAUCCUCGGCAACGUGCGGCGCCACCAGGAGAAGCGCGAGGCGAUCCCAAUGGACCUGCUGGUGUCGUGGGCGGGGGUGGGAAAGGAGACGCGCGAUCCCAUCAUGGAGGGCCUUCUGGAGAGCAUACCGCGGGAGCGCUGGCUCAUCUGGGCGCCGCGCUUUGGGCUGGGGAACUCGCUGAGAGGGUACACUUCGGCGUUCAUCUUUGCUUUGCUGUCGGGACGGAGGCUGCUGAGGUGGCACGGGGGGGCCCACAGGAUGGUCCUGGAGCGUCUGUGCGAUGCGUUCUACUGUGGGCUAGACGAGUUGCACUAUAGAGGGGACAUGCGCAAACACACAAAGCUGAUGGAGGGACGAGAGCUUGUGAUUCACGGGCUCAACUACUACUCCCCUGUCAUGGCUGUCAACUCGGGUGCGUUCUUCGAUGCCUUUUGGCGCAGGGAUCCCCUGAUCAACCAGUGUGUGCAUGACGCCUUCGGCUGCCGCUCCCUCUGGUGCAUCCAGUCGCAAGUGCUCUCCCUCCUCCUCGGCAAAGGGCCAAGGCCUGGGGUGCAAGAGGUGGUUGAUAGAGACUUGAGAGUGGUGCCACCGCUGGUGUUCAGAGGGGGCGGGAUGGGGAUGGAGGAGGGGGAGGCGAAAGGGGGGAAGGUGGAGCCGCAGACGGUUGCGAAAGGCGAGGGGCUGAGGCUGCAGUUUGACCUGUCGAUUCACAUCCGUGGACACUCAGUCAACGUGGAGGGCGAUCACUGUGCCGAUAAAGACACCAAGUGCCAGGAGCGAGCCCAACAGGCAGAAAUCUCCCGCGCCCACAACCUGAUGAAGCCCAAUCGCUGGCGCUGCAUCGCCAGGCUGGCUCAGUUCCUGCGCGUCAAAAAGGCUGCUGCCAGCGCUGCACUGCCCGGCCAGGCUCACAACCCUCUCCACUCAAACUCCUCCUGCUGUUGCUGUCCCUCUCCUUCCGUCUCUUUCCGUCUGCCCCACUCCCCCUCCCCGAACAGCAACGUGGAGGGCGAUCACUGCGGGGAUAAGGACACGCCGUGUCAGGAGAGAGCCCAACAGGCGGAGAUAUCAAGAGCCCACAACCUGAUGAAGCCCAACCGCUGGCGCUGCAUCGCCAGGCUGGCGCAGUUCCUGCGCGUCAAGAAGGCUGCUGCUGGCGGCUUCCCCAACGCUACAGCCGCCGCUGCUGCCUGCUUCGAGUACGAAGCGCCGCUUGCUACAGUAUUCGCGGCGUCAACGGAGUUUGAACAGGAAGAGAAAGCUUCAGCAGAGGAGAAGGUUGCAGGAAUGGACGGUUGA